AUGGUUGACUUUGCCAUGGAUCUCACUCACUGGGGGAAUCACAGCCGGUUAGUCGCAUUCUGGGUGGCGCGUCUCCAGGUGGCAGACAGGGGGCUAAUCGCGGACCAAAAGCGACAUUGUGCCUCUCGAGAGACGCGGGUGGAUGCAGGGAAUGGACUCUUUGUUUCUGCUGAGCCAGGACUGAAUCAUGACAUCCCUGUUCUCCGCACGUCGAUCCGGGCAAAACUCUGCAAUGGAGUGACUGGGAGGUACAAGGAAGGCGGUUUGGGCUUGCCUCCAACAAAUAAGCUGCAUUCGUCCACUCUGAGAGGACAAAUGUGCUCCCACAAACACGUGUGA
Molecule: messenger RNA, 339 nt
Organism: Necator americanus (New World hookworm)
Lineage: Eukaryota; Metazoa; Nematoda; Chromadorea; Rhabditida; Ancylostomatidae
Exons: 1
Coding region: 1-339 (112 amino acids)
Source: RefSeq, a predicted model, not a curated record